Haliotis rufescens (red abalone) is the source of this 1167-nucleotide messenger RNA. RefSeq names its product lys-63-specific deubiquitinase BRCC36-like. Gene Ontology annotation, biological process: double-strand break repair. The transcript is spliced from 7 exons. NCBI's taxonomy places the organism in Eukaryota, Metazoa, Mollusca, Gastropoda, Lepetellida, Haliotidae. The record is from RefSeq and is a predicted model, not a curated record. Gene Ontology annotation, molecular function: cysteine-type deubiquitinase activity; polyubiquitin modification-dependent protein binding; metallopeptidase activity. Gene Ontology annotation, cellular component: BRISC complex; BRCA1-A complex. The coding region runs from base 124 to 921 and encodes 265 amino acids.
AUAAGUAUUUCCGGUAUUGUCUCGCGACCCUUGUACAAUUCGAUAUUGUUAAUGCUAUUUUAAGGGUAAUAUUUGUAAACAUCUAGUGUUUGGAUCAUUAUUGUUUGAUCCAAAAGUAAAAUCAUGGCGGUGUCUUGUGUACAUCUUGAAGCAGAUGCGUAUCUGGUGUGUCUGACGCAUGCCUUGUCAACCGAGAGAGAAGAAGUCAUGGGUCUGCUCAUCGGAGAGGUUGACGAGAGGAAAGUGUCCCAUGUCUCGGCUGUCAUCAUGUUAAGGAGGUCGGACAAGCAGGCGGACAGGGUGGAGAUAUCACCGGAACAGCUUUCUGAUGCAUCAACCAAGGCAGAGGACUUGGCCAAAGAGCUGCAGCGGCCGAUGCGAGUGUUGGGCUGGUACCAUUCUCAUCCCCACAUCACAGUGUGGCCAUCCCAUGUUGAUGUGCGAACACAAGCGUCAUACCAGCUGAUGGACCCUGGCUUCAUAGGCCUCAUCUUCUCCGUGUUUAAUGAAGACAAACACACCAAGCAAAACCGAGUUCAGGUGACCAGCUUCCAGAGUGUGAGUCGGGGAGGAGACUACGGCCCUCUCGACUAUGACAGGAUCGAGAUCCCCCUCCACGUCGUGCCAAGUACCGGCAUUGGCCGAGCGUGUCUGGAAUCCCUUGUCAAUUUACCCAAGAUCCUCAGUCUCGAAGAACAGGAAGCAUACCAGCACACCGAACAACAUGACCUUGACCUUCUCACCAAAAUACACAAUGCUGCAGUGUACACCAAGUCGGAGUGCCACAUCAUGGACGUGAUGGGAGGACCGCUGCUGCAGAGCCUGGAGAACAGACUGGAAAUGAACAAGGUCCGGAUGGAGCAGCUCCGGCAUCGGAAGGAAGAGAUCAAGAAGAGGAUGAAGGCCCUGGCCACCACAUGAUGACCUUGACCUCUGACGUAGCUUGGACAACAGGACAAGGAAACAGAAUCGACCCGCACAAAACGUCCUUGGAGAGUCCAUACUCCGUCUGUCUUGGACAGAAGUAUUGUCAGUACUUCACAUGUUUGUAUGUGUUUCUCCAUCACUGUGAGUGAGUGAGUUGGGUUUAACGCCGCUUUUAACAGUAUUCCAGUUAUAUCACGCUGUGUCAGCUUAAUGUGGGAGGAAAGCCAAAAGUGAUGCAGG